AGACUCACUCAUUAAAACUUAGCCAGAGCAGCAACACAUCCGUAUAAAAAAUGGCACAAGCUACGCGUCAGUCUUCUCUGGAAGGGAAGGUUGAGGCAGAUGUUUCGAUCAAAGCUUCGGCAAAGAAGUUCCACCAAAUGCUCGCUGGAAGACCUCAGGAUCUUGCGAAAGCCACUCCUGAUAGAGUCAAGGGAUGUACUUGUCGUGAGGGAGAGUUUGGCAAAGUUGGCAGUGUCAUUGUUUGGAACUAUGUUCUUGAUGGACAACCAAUGGUGGCGAAGGAGAGGAUCGAAGCAGUGGAUGAGGAGAAGAAUCUGUUAGUGCUCAGGGUAAUAGAUGGAGAUAUGAUGAAAGAGUUCAAGAGCUUCUUGAUCACUAUCCAGGCAAUCCCAAAUAUAAGAGGACCUGGAAGUGUGGUUAGCUGUCACUUCAAAUAUGAGAGGAUUGAAGAGAAGGUGGCUCAUCCAGAGAAUCUGCUCGCGUUGUUUGUCAAGACAUGCAAAGACAUGGACGAACUUCUUUUGUCCGAACUCUAGAGAACUUGUCAGAUAUCCAUCGCUAUCUAUCUAUCUAUCUAUAUAUGUUUGUGGGUGUAUUGUAAGAUGUCUCAAUAAUGUGAUCUCUCUAUGAAGAGAUAUAAUCUGCAGGUAUUGCAGAGUUUCUGUUACGUGCGUACGUUUGAAGUUGUAAGUAGUUGAAAACUGUAAUCUUCGUGUGUUGCUAUAAGUUUCGCCUAUAUAUACAUGUUAUGUUUUAA
Molecule: messenger RNA, 757 nt
Organism: Camelina sativa (false flax)
Lineage: Eukaryota; Viridiplantae; Streptophyta; Magnoliopsida; Brassicales; Brassicaceae
Product: MLP-like protein 31
Biological process (GO): defense response
Source: RefSeq, a predicted model, not a curated record